This is a messenger RNA of Asparagus officinalis (garden asparagus), 957 nucleotides long. RefSeq lists its product as uncharacterized. The record is from RefSeq and is a predicted model, not a curated record. Lineage: Eukaryota; Viridiplantae; Streptophyta; Magnoliopsida; Asparagales; Asparagaceae. The transcript has 2 exons. The coding region runs from base 1 to 957 and encodes 318 amino acids.
AUGGGCUGUUUGGAAAGAGGUUUUUUAGGGGGAAAUGGCUGGAAAGCUUGCCAAAACCCUGCCAAAAGUGUAACUUUUGGCAGGUUUUCCACCCAAAUCGCCUCUAAAAGAGACGAUUUGGGUGGAAAGCCUGUCAAAAGCUGCACUUUUGGCAGGCUUUCCCCCUACCCAAAUCGCAAACAAACCGUCUCUAAGACUAAGUUAAGAAUUAAAGGGGAUGUAAAAUCAGUUCUGAAAAUCUAUCAAUGUGUCAAAAAAUUUGGAGCUAUUUCUGGUCUUGAAGCAAAUCUCACAAAGUGUUCUAUAUUUUAUGGUGGAGUUGAAGAUACUAUCAAGAAUGACAUUUUCAAUCACAUUGGAUUUCCUGAGGGGGUUUUACCAUUCAAAUAUCUUGGCCUACCCCUGAUUUCAAAGAGAUUAUCUUAUGUUGAUUGUAAUCCCCUGUUCCAAAAAAUUUCAAAUCAAUUUCAGGAAUGGAAGAAGCACAGAACUCUAUCCUAUGCAGGCAGACUGCAGAUAAUUAAAAGCAUCAUUCUUGGAGUUCAAAUCUUUUGGACUUCAUGCUACGUUCUGCCCUCUAAAGUCCUACAGAAAAUUGAUGAUCUUUGCAGAGAUUUCUUAUGGGGGAGAUCUGAUCAUAGUCUCAAGGCUCCACUUGUGUCAUGGGAUAAAGUCUGCACAGGGAAGAAUCAAGGGGGUCUGGGUAUUUAUUCUGCCAUUACUUGGAAUUUAGCCACUGCAAUGAGAACAUUAUGGUAUGUGCAUUCAAAUAAAGAGUGUUUGUGGAUUAAAUGGGUUCAUGGCACCUAUUUAAAAGAAUCAAACAUUUGGCAAGUGAGGGUGAAAACUGGUGACUCUUGGUUAUGGAAACAGUUGCUGAAAGUAAGGGAUAAAGCUGUGAAUCUUGUGGGAGGGACUGAUAUGCUAAUUCAGAUUGGUUAUGGAAACAGUUGCUGA